This is a messenger RNA of Mesocricetus auratus (golden hamster), 3766 nucleotides long. RefSeq names its product peptidase M20 domain containing 1 (gene Pm20d1). The coding region runs from base 48 to 1559 and encodes 503 amino acids. Gene Ontology annotation, molecular function: hydrolase activity, acting on carbon-nitrogen (but not peptide) bonds, in linear amides. The record is from RefSeq and is a predicted model, not a curated record. Lineage: Eukaryota; Metazoa; Chordata; Mammalia; Rodentia; Cricetidae. Gene Ontology annotation, biological process: amino acid metabolic process. The transcript is spliced from 13 exons.
CUUUUAGGUUCAAACUCCGCCCGGACUGGCGGCGCUUCGGUAGAGACAUGGCUGGGUCCAGUGUGGUCGCGCAAGUCUUGGCAGCUGCCCUUCUGCUUUUUCUCGCCAUCGUCUUUGGAUCUACGGUCCCUAGGAGUGGGGAAAGUUGGGGGUCGUCGCGGAUCCCUUCCCAGUUCAGCGAGGAGGAGCGCGUCGCUAUUAAGGAGGCGCUGAAAGGUGCCAUCCAGAUUCCCACAGUGUCUUUCAGCCAUGAGGAAUCCAACACCACAGCCCUGGCUGAGUUUGGAGAAUACAUUCGCAAAGUCUUCCCUACAGUGUUCCACAGCAGCUUUGUCCAGCAUGAAGUCGUGGGAACGUAUAGCCACCUGUUUACUGUCCAAGGCUCAGACUCCAGUUUGCAACCCUACCUGCUGAUGGCUCACUUUGAUGUGGUUCCUGCCCCUGAAGAAGGAUGGGAGGUGCCCCCGUUCUCAGGCCUGGAACGUGACGGCUUCAUCCAUGGCCGGGGCACACUGGACAACAAAAAUUCUGUGAUGGCAAUCCUGCAAGCCUUGGAGCUUCUGUUGAUCAGAAACUAUAGCCCCAAAAGAUCUUUCUUCAUAGCUUUGGGCCACGAUGAAGAGGUGUCAGGGACAAAGGGAGCUGUGAAGAUCUCUGCACUCCUACAGGCGAGGGGUGUUCAGCUGGCCUUCCUUGUGGACGAAGGUAGCUUUAUCUUGGAAGAUUUUAUUCCGAACGUCAAGAAGCCCUUUGCCAUGAUCUCGGUCUCAGAGAAGGGUGCCCUUGAUCUCAUGCUGCAAGUAAACAUGACUCCGAGCCACUCUUCAGCUCCCCCGAAGGAGACAAGCAUUGGCAUCCUCUCUGCCGCUGUCAGCCGACUGGAGCAGACACCAAUGCCGAACAUGUUUGGAAGUGGGCCGCUGAAGAAGGCACUGAAGCUGCUGGCAAACGAGUUUCCCUUCCCUGCCAAUAUAGCCUUGAGAAACCUGUGGCUGUUUCGGCCCAUCGUAAGCAGGCUAAUGGAGAGGAAUUACAUAACCAAUGCGCUGGUCAGAACCACCACAGCCCUCACCAUUUUCAAGGCAGGAAUCAAGGUGAAUGUCAUCCCCCCAUUGGCUCAGGCUACAAUCAACUUCCGAAUUCACCCUUCGCAGACAGUCCAUGAGGUCCUGGAGCUUGUCAAGAACAUCGUGGCUGAUGACCGAGUCCAGUUGCAUGUGCUGAGAUCUUUUGAUCCCCUUCCUGUCAGCCCCUCUGAUGAGCACGCCAUGGGCUACCAGCUGCUUCAACAGACCAUACGUUCUGUCUUCCCGGAAGUCAAUAUUGUUGUCCCCGGUAUUUGUAUUGGCAAUACAGACAGCCGACACUAUACCAACCUCACCAAUGGCAUCUAUCUGUUCAAUCCCGUUUUCCUGCAGUCUCGGGACUUCAGUAGUAUCCAUGGAAUCAAUGAGAAAAUCUCAGUCCAGAACUACGAGAACCAGGUGAAGUUCAUGUUUGAGUUGAUCCAGAACGCUGAUACCUACAAGGAGCCAGUUCCCCAUCAGCAUGAACUAUGAAGCGAGGAUUCAGCCGGGUGAGGGGUGCCCAGCACUGGGCCAGGACUCACCUGGAGAGAGAGAGAGAGCAUUGAUGAAAGGUUUGGUGGAAACCACCUUGUAACGGAGAGUUCAUCUGCCUGGCUCCCUCUCCACUCACCACAGAACAAGCUCCAAGGAGGAAGAGAAGAUGAUCAGAAUCUGGCUUGUCAGCCAGGUGUUGGUGGCGAACACCUUUAAUCCCAACAUUCGGGAGGCAGAGGCAGGCUGGUCUUCAGAGCAAGUUCCAGGACAGCCAGAGCUACACACAGAGAAACCCUGUCUCAAAAAAAAAAGAAAGAAAGAAAGAAGGAAUCUGACCUGUUACUUCCCAUGUCUGCAUGUCUGUACUCCUCCCCUGAGUGGCCUCUACUUCCUUCUGUCCUGCCUUAGAAGGCGUUGGCCUGUCUCAUGCUGGUUGUUUAACUAGUCGGCUUUCCCAGCCUGUCUUAGCAAAUGCAGGCUUUAUCUAGCUAGAGUGUUAACUUAGGGCACCUGAGCGAGACUCUUCUAGAAUUCCUUUUCUCCUGCCACCCGCUCUCUUCUUGGACUUGAGAGCUGCCUCCCCUACCCCUGCCUCCUCCCUCCACUUCCGGAUAUACCCCACAUCUGGAGUAAGACUCCAUCAAACUGAGGAGCUCCCACCACACAAUCGGUCAGAUGAAGGGGUCUCUGACAGGUGAGCCUGCAGUGGAAACGCUGAGGGAACCCAGAACCCCUGGUUCCACAGGCCGGGACCUGGGAAAGUGAGCCACUAUUCCUUGGGCUUCUGGAACUUUGCUCCCUUCCCUGCCCUGUUCCUGUCACCUGCUGUUGCUGCCCCACCCCAGGAGGCACUAAUCUGUAGAAACAUUUCCCUGGCACAGCCUGUGGGCUGAGCUUCCAAGAGAGGAACUCAAGAUCCAGCCUCAUACUGGAGCCCAGAACCAGCAGAGCUGUGGACUGGCACCAUGUCCUAUUUCAGAGUGACCAAGGGAAAGUAGGGGAGCAAGGUCACUAGAGGCAAGAGAGGCAAGGGGAGGUAGCCUCCAUUAGAGGAUAGCAGAGCUCCUGCCUUCUCUCUGGACUCCAACCCUAGGCAUAUUUGGUUCUGCCCAGUAGCUGCAGGUGGGGGGCAUUGGAAAGCAGCAGUCUUGACUCAGGGCCAGGAUUUGUGCUUUGUGAAUCACAGGGGAGUCGAGGUCACAAGGGGAGACUCAGAAGUGGGACUUAAAAGACUCCCUCUUUUUCCCUCUCCGAGCGAGGCCCUUCCAUGUCUCCUAAGGGUUUGCUGGCACUGGCUUUCCUUGCCCCCUCCUCAGAACCCCCAUUCUCCCUCAGUCCGGAGUCCUUACCUUCCUCCUGUGGAGGUGAACUGUUCCUUGCAGCUCUUGGCUUAAUUGUUAAUGUUAGAAACAGUGUGGGAAUUAUUCAAGCUUUUUUUGCUACUCCUGCUAAGAUUCACAUUCCUUCCCUCACUCUCCCUUUUUGGCCAAUUCAGUACUUAUUCAGCCUUUGUUGUAGGGCAAGCUUAAGAACAAAAAUAAUCCUUCACAUUUGUGCAGAGCCCUACCAACUCGUUUCCUACACCUUAUCUCAGCCCUGUGAAUAUGCUAUUGUCACUCCUUCCACAGCGAUAGACUUGAUUCUGAGUGGGUUACACAUUUAGCUGGAAACAGUUGCUUGAACCCAUGUUUCCUGGCUCCCAAACCCACCAUUAUUCUCUGACCCUGGAUCACCUACUCCCCACUGAUUUUCUAUUUAAUUCUCAUAACAACUACUGGGGUGUGAGUGUGCCCCCACAUCUGUAUGCUGUAAACUCAAUCAUGUGAGAAAAGUAUUCCGAGGGAGGAAACAACCAGCUACCAUCCGCCUUUGUGGAUGGGGCUGUUAGGAUUAGACAAGGCCGUCACAGUUGAGCCUCAUCCUUGACUUUUGGUGGCUUUUUUCAGAGAAGCUAAGACACAUUUGAUCUGAUUUGGACAUCCCACCGUGAAUACAUGUGUUACUAUAUCACACAGUACCCCAUUAAAAGAGGGAGGAACCAGAAGACAGAAAAGGUCAUGCAUGCAUUCCCUGCAUCUUGCCGUGUGAUGUCCUAUGCUGUCUCUCCAGCAAGAAGACCUCCACUGGGGCAAACCGUGCUCCCCGCAUGAUCUUAAAGCUCCAGGGCUGUGAGCCAAAAUAAACCUCCCCUCUUUAUAACUCAA